Messenger RNA from Hibiscus syriacus, 1459 nucleotides. RefSeq lists its product as uncharacterized. The transcript has 5 exons. Gene Ontology annotation, molecular function: ubiquitin binding. The record is from RefSeq and is a predicted model, not a curated record. Lineage: Eukaryota; Viridiplantae; Streptophyta; Magnoliopsida; Malvales; Malvaceae. The coding region runs from base 348 to 1163 and encodes 271 amino acids.
UUGCGAGCGGUUGCUACCUGCCUCCAGCCAUGAUAACAAUAACAUAAAUAAAAUUGGGGGAAAAUAGGAAAAAAAAUCAAAUUAUUUGAUUUCUUCAAAUGCUACAUCAUCAACAUCAACAACAACAGAGAUUCCUCUCUAUCAAAUUGCUACUGAUAGAGAGAAAUCAAAUCCUAAGUUAUUGAAGCCCUUUAGCGUUUCUGUUUUGAGAAAAAUCGAGAUCGAUCGGAUCGGAUCGGAUCGGAGUUUUUGAAACUGAAAUUAGAUAUUAUAGAUUUAAAGGGAGGAGGGAGUUGAAGAAGAAGAAAAAGAAGAAAGGCCGUGAGUGCAGGCAAUUUGGCUGAAACAUGUCUGCCAUAGUUUCAGGGAAGAGAUCUUUCUUUGAGGAAUUGAGCGCAUCACCUCCCGUUUCUAAGAGAAUCCGUUGUUCUUCUCGUUUUGUUUCUUCUUUCUCUCCUUCUUCGCCGCCUCCAUUAUUUUUGAUCGACCAAUUGAUUCCCAUGUUCCCUGAAAUGGAUAAACAGAUACUUGAAAGAGUACUUGAAGAAUGUGGAGAUGAUCUGGAUUCAGCUAUUAGGAGUUUGAAUGAGCUUCGUUUAGGAUCUGCUGAUAGAAAUGCAGCUGCUCCCGCUGAUGAUAAAACUGGUGUAGAAUUAAAAGGAAAUGAUCAACUUGAAGCUCAAGCUCCAAUAGUUGCCAAUGGAAAUGUUCCAGCUAAGGAACAGACAGUCCCAGAAGUCCUCUCAAUGGAUGGUUCAGACUGGGUGGAGCUUUUUGUUAGGGAAAUGUUGAAUGCUUCCAAUAUUGAUGAUGCCAGAGCUCGUGCUUCAAGAGCACUGGAGGUUUUGGAGAAAUCCAUUCAUGCACGAGCUGGAGCUGAGUUUGCCCAAAAUUUCCACCAGGAAAAUAAGAUGUUGAAAGAACAGGUGCAAGCACUCAUUCAGGAAAAUACUAUUCUGAAGCGAGCUGUUUCUGUUCAGCACGAGCGUCAGAAGGAGUAUGAAAGCCAGAGUCAGGAGUUGCAGCAUCUGAAGCAAGUAGCAUCUCAGUAUCAAGAGCAGUUGAGAACCCUUGAGGUAAACAAUUAUGCAUUGACAAUGCACUUGAAGCAGGCUCAGCAAAGUAGCUCCAUCCCAGGCCGUUUCAACCCUGAUGUCUUCUAGUAAUUCUUGGACAUGUCUUUUGCAGAUGAUUUGUGUGCAAUUCUGUGCUCGAAUCAUGGCAAAGGCAUUGCUAACAUUAUCAAGCUUCCAAAAGUUAUAAUCUUCUUCAACAGGCAUGCUGCCACCAGGUGGUAUGUAUUUCCUCCUAUAUUUGCAGACAAAUAGGCUGCAGGAAAAAGAUAAGCUUUGAUUAUUUUAACAAAAGACACGCAUGUUAAGUGGCCAUGCUAACAUACUUGGAACUCUGCAUAUUUUAUAUGUUUUCAGUCUUGUUAUAUGUGGGUGAUAUUUAAAUU